AACCCUUUGCUCGUUCCAGCGCCCGCUUUGGGAUCCCCACACACUGUGCCGUGAUGGUGUGGCAUUGCGAUUGGGCAGCUGCAAUCGAAGUUCGAUUAGGCUCGAAUUGGGGAGAAUAGGUUUCUCCCAUCAUUUUGUGCCGGUAGGUGGGAUAAGUAGAAUUCUUAUCAGUGAGGAUCAUGGAGUCCAUAUUGUGGGCCUGCCUUUUUUGCUUUGCUUUUCACGGGAGCAGAAUAUUCGUGGGUCUUUUCAUUCCUCUACAUACAGGGAUUUGAUUUCAUCAAGGACCUGGGAGUCCUGGAUUAGUUGCUGGGCUUUGUUUUCCUGCUGUUGGCAAGUAUCUCUUGCUCUUGUAAAGUUGUACUGUUCUUCAGCAUUCAUGUGAGGGGCUCUGGUCAACGAAUGUCCACUAUCUGGUCUAGGUCAGGUCAUGCUUGUUUUUAGAUAAAAGGUGAUUGCAUCUGGUGAGUUUCGGGAUCUGUACAGGUUCCCUAAACCUGUAUGCUUGUUCUGGGUUUCUAAAACCUUUUUUCUUCUUAAUAUAUUGAUACACAGCUCUCCUGCGUGUUCAGGAAAAAAAAUGUCCACUCUCUGCAACUGUGCAGUCCUGGGCACAUUGUUAAGCUCCAGCCCUCUCCACCACCUGGUUGAAGGCAUGCAGGUCCAUGCGAAUGAGGGUGGUGUUACUCAAACUCGGGGUGGCAUAUACUGGAUAAUCUUGCCCGCUGGAUAUCUGGGCUCAUCAUUUUGGGGAAUGAUCUUCAUACUUGCAUCCACAAAUCUCCUCACUACGAGAAUUGCAGCGGGUUGUUUCAUACUUGCAUUGGUUGUUGUUCUUUUUGUUGCAGAUAAUUGGUUUCUUCGCUGGCUCUGCAUUGGAUUCGUUGUGUUCAUUGCUGUUGUUUGGGUCAUACAAGAAUUUACAUCUUUCCAUAUUCUGAAAUAUGUGAUCUUAUUCAUAGGUGUGAUGAACAGCUUAUUUUCAGUUUAUGAUAUUUACGAUGACUUGAUAUCCCGAAGAGUUCAUUCAAGUGAUGCUGAGAAAUUUGCUGAAAUCUGCCCUUGCCCCUGCAAUGGUGUUGGAUGGGGUGUUAUAUGGGGCUUCAUUUCAUUUAUCUUUCUCUGUGCAUCGAUAUACCUUGGACUGGUCAUAUUGUCGUGAGGAUUUCAACCUCGUGCUGUUUUGAUCUGACAACCAACUCAGGUUGGAUUUUUCUGAGUUCUCUACUUCUCAUUACUCCAGAUAUUGGUUCAAGCUUACAUUGUUCUGGUAGUUGUACAGAAUUCAUGGGUGGUAAACCUGUAUAUCCAUUGGAGUUAAAUUGGUGGGGAUCAUUCAUGCGAUUCUAUAGAUACAUUUUUCUUAGCCUUUGUAUUUAUGGCUGGUAGCCUUUUUCUAUUUAGGCGAUGUAUAUCAUAAUAUCUUGCCUAAUUGCUCAUUUAUCCAAUUCAAAAGCAGUGCAGCAUUGUGAAUUUUAUCUGGCACCCAUCGCCAGAACGAUUGACGGGCUGACGCUACCAGCAGUUUAGUGCCCCA
Molecule: messenger RNA, 1537 nt
Organism: Panicum virgatum (switchgrass)
Lineage: Eukaryota; Viridiplantae; Streptophyta; Magnoliopsida; Poales; Poaceae
Exons: 9
Coding region: 581-1162 (193 amino acids)
Source: RefSeq, a predicted model, not a curated record